AUGGCCCCAGCAACCCCCAUCCCCUUCUCCGAACCAGCCUACCUCUCCGGCCUACCGUCUCCCUACUACACACCCUCGCACCUCGAAUGGCAAAGGAAAUGCCGCGCCUUCAUCACCAAACACCUGACCACCCACGCCAUGGAAUGGGAAACCGCCGAGACCGUCCCCGAACACGUUUUCCACGACUUCUGCGCCGCCAAUAUGUUACUACCCAGUUUACCUGCUCCUUUGCCUGUGGAUAGAUUAAAGAGCUUGGGCAUCCAUGAUAUCCUUGGUCUGCCUGUGGAAGACUUUGAUUAUUUCCACAAUGCGAUUUAUACGGAUGAGAUGCUGAGGAGUGGGUUGGCGGGCCCGAGUGGGAGUUUGACGACGGGCAUGGCGUUUGGUGUGCCUCCAUUGUAUAAAUUUGGAAGUAAAGAGUUGCAAGAUAGAUUUUUGCCUGAUCUAUUGACGGGAAAGAAGAGAGCUUGUAUUGCGAUUACGGAGCCUGAUGCUGGUAGUGAUGUUGCGAAUAUCCAGACUACGGCGGUCAAGAGCAAGGAUGGGAAGACGUAUACCAUUAAUGGAACCAAGAAGUGGAUUACCAAUGGUAUUUGGAGUGAGUUGUCUUGUAUGGCUGUUAGGACUGGCGGACCUGGGGCUGGUGGGUUGUCGCUGAUGGUUGUGCCGCUCAAGGGGCAUGAAGGUGUUAGCAUGAGGAGGCUCAAGGUUAGUGGUCAGAUCAGUGCUGGUACCACGUACAUCGAGUUAGACGAUGUAGUGGUGCCAGCCGAGAAUCUUAUUGGCGAGGAAGGGAUGGGAAUGAAGUACAUCAUGACAAACUUCAACCAUGAACGCUUGACCAUCGCCAUCGGUUGCGCGAGACAAGCCAGAGUUGUUCUGAGCGCAGCAUUUGAAUACUGCCUCAAACGAGAAGCCUUUGGCAAAUCCCUCAUGGACCAACCCGUCGUCCGACACCGCCUCGCCAAAUGCGGCGCCCAGCUCGAAGCCCAAUGGGCAUGGACAGAAAGCUUCGUCUACGCCAUGGUAAAGCUACCCAAGAAAGACGCCGACGUCGAGUUGGGCGGCCUGACCGCUGCCGCAAAAGCUCGGNCCGGUGUUGUGUUGAUGGAGUGUGCUCAAUGCGCCGUCUUGCUGUUUGGCGGCAAUGGCUUUACCAGAUCCGGACAGGGCGAGAUUGCUGAGAGUAAGUGGAUAUAUCAGAACUUUGAUGGAAUGGAUGCUGACUAUAAGCAGAGANUGUGGAGAGAAGUUCCCGGUAACCGUAUUCCUGGUGGAAGCGAAGAUGUCUUGUUUGAUCUAUCGAUUAGACAACUGGUCAAGAAUUACCAGAACAAGACGAAAAUGCUCGAGAGACCUCGUGGAUCCUCGAAGCUGUGA
Molecule: messenger RNA, 1380 nt
Organism: Aureobasidium vineae
Lineage: Eukaryota; Fungi; Ascomycota; Dothideomycetes; Dothideales; Saccotheciaceae
Source: the annotation of a GenBank genome assembly